Messenger RNA from Westerdykella ornata, 1316 nucleotides. RefSeq lists its product as uncharacterized. The record is from RefSeq and is a predicted model, not a curated record. NCBI's taxonomy places the organism in Eukaryota, Fungi, Ascomycota, Dothideomycetes, Pleosporales, Sporormiaceae. The coding region runs from base 272 to 1174 and encodes 300 amino acids. The transcript has a single exon.
CAGACUCACUUUCACGUGUCCCCACACUUUCACCUCUCACCCUGUCCGCGAGUGCGUCCGUGGCAUACAAAAAACGCUUCGUGGGGUCGGCCCUCGAAGCCAACCCUAUCCCAUGCACCCUCUCCAACUCCCGACCUAAGGGUCAGAGCCUCGCUCCACAAGACUUUUGCGCUGCGACCUCAACCUGAACCUCAACCUGAACCUCAACCUGAACCUCAACCUCAACCUCAUCUUCAACCUCUCGCAGCGACCGUGCCCGGACGUCGUCGUAAUGUCGUUCUCUGACACGGCUCCGUUGCUCCGGUCUUCCCCUCCUUCAUCACGCUCCUCAUCUUCCACGACUUUGUGUUCGGCGGCCUUUUCUUCUUCUCGCUCCUCAUCUUCCACUACUUUGUCUUCGGCGGCGGACUUCACCAAGGAAAUCGACCGACUGCGAGCUGCGGCGCGACCAGCCAUCCACACGCGCAAGUCUUCGAAAGAACACCAAGUCGCGCUCCGGGCGCUCACAAAGUCGUGGAUUGCUCUCCCGGAGUCGCCUCACCAGUGUCAAGCCAUCAUGUACUCGAGCUGGACCAGGUUCAGCUGCUCCCGCGUCAGCAAUUUGUCCAGCGACGAUCUCAAGGCCUCCGUCCUGUGCGCUCCGCGACCUACGACACCCGACUUCAAUCCGCCGCUGUUCGAGCGUACAUAUCUAGGAGCCGACCAGCCUGACAUGGUCGGAAACCCUGAGGCGCGUCGGAUCCUGCGCCGCCCGCAUCGCCGAGCGAAGUCCAGCUUGAACAAUUCCUGGUCGACGGUUUCCUCCUCACAGAAAGAUGGCCAGUCCCAAUCCACGGGCCUCAGAUUCGGGAAAUCGCCAAUCAAGAAGCCUGUUACCAUCUCUCUCCUUACCCAGAAGAUGCACUCUCCCAAGGAAGAAGCCAGGAAGCCCAUCAAUCCGAUAGGUUUCUUCGCCAAAGCCGAAGCCAAUGAAGGCAAGCCAGCCCUUAGCGCAUCAAUGCUCCCAUCAGCGUUCGACUCGGACAGCGAGGAUGAUGAAUCGGAGGAAGAGCUUCGGAAGCACAUCGACACUCCCGGUGUCCUCUUCGAGGCUAACAAAGGCAAGGGGACCCUCGGCGUCUCGAUGCUGCCCUCGGCAUUCGACUCUGACAGCGAAGAUGAGGGAUCCGAGUAAGUUUGCCAUUGUAAUCAGGACGUGACAUUGCGUUCCCUAACGCCCUUUUGUAGGUCUGGAGCAUAGAGCAUGACUGCGCAAAACGGCACGAACCAUGAAACUCGCAUGACAAUGCAAUGAAGUAAACGAAGUAACGAACAAA